AAUCUGCUUUCCACUCCGCCCCCUGCGCCGAUCCUCACCUCGCGGACAUUAUUCGUCGUCGCUAUCGAGCACGUUGAUGGCACGAUGGCAGGCUCGGGGACACACUCGUUACACACUCUGCUUCCAACUGCAUCGUUCAAUGACGACGUGCAUCACUCCAAUCCCCUUGGCGGAUAUCCACUACGCGCGUACGGCAGUGGCAGGCAGCUCUUGCCAAUUGCACAUUCUGCAAGCAGCCUCGACGCCUUUGAUGGCAUUUGGCUUUACCGUGGCUGCGUUCCCCCAGCGCAAGGGUGCCUUUGCCAUUCAACCCGGCCAAGAACAGACGGUCUGGAAGGUUUACGGCUAAUCUGUCGUAGCUUCGUCCUUUAUCUCUUGAAUCUUUGACUACUGACCACAUCCGUACUCCGGCCGCACCUUCUCCAGGUCGGAGGUGGGUCACUCUCCCGUCCAAGGCUUGUGCUUGGGCGCCGUGGAGGAGGGGCCAGGAACUCCACCUUCCACUCACUACUGCCUCGUCCUCCACUCAUCGGCAGGUAAGGAAGGAAGCACCACUACCCGACGGCGUGCACUUGGACCGUUGCUUGGCAUCGAUGUGUUUCAUCGAUAUAUAUC
Molecule: messenger RNA, 615 nt
Organism: Zymoseptoria tritici IPO323
Lineage: Eukaryota; Fungi; Ascomycota; Dothideomycetes; Mycosphaerellales; Mycosphaerellaceae
Exons: 1
Coding region: 85-387 (100 amino acids)
Source: RefSeq, a predicted model, not a curated record